Messenger RNA from Quercus lobata, 411 nucleotides. RefSeq lists its product as uncharacterized. The transcript has a single exon. Bases 1 to 411 code for a protein of 136 amino acids. NCBI's taxonomy places the organism in Eukaryota, Viridiplantae, Streptophyta, Magnoliopsida, Fagales, Fagaceae. Gene Ontology annotation, molecular function: nucleic acid binding; RNA-DNA hybrid ribonuclease activity. The record is from RefSeq and is a predicted model, not a curated record.
AUGCUUCAGGAAUACCGUACAGCUCUGAUUGAGGAUGAGGAUUCAACACCCACAGGUCCAAGUGUUUUGCAGCAUUGGCGUCCCCCUGAUCUUGACAGCUAUAAGGUUAAUUUUGAUGCGGCUAUAUUCAGGUCAUCUAAUACAACUGGCAUAGGAGUGAUGGCUCGUGACUGUGCUGGGGAAGCAAUAGGAGCAUUGUCAAUGUCCAUUCCCUUGUCUCAAUCUGUAGCAGAUGUGGAAGCACUGGACUGUCGCAGAGCUGUACAAUUCGCAAGUGAAAUUGGUGUGAUUCGGGUUGUAUUUGAAGGUGAUUCAUUGGUGAUCAUCAAUGCACUUACCACUGAAUCGGGGGAAUUGGCCACCUAUGGUGCUGUUCUAGAUGACAUUCGUGUACUAGUUUUGGGCUUCUAG